AUGUCUCUAUUCAAUUUGAAUUUGGCUUUUAUAAUUGUGGCUGCAUUAUUGUUGACCACUACAAUGGCUCAAUCUCCCGCUUCAUCUCCGAUCAAAUCGAGAUCGAAGUCUCCGAGAAAAGCAAUAUCUCCGUCACCAACUGUCGUGACUCAACCACCUGCUUCUUCUCCCGCCAACGGAGGUUCUCCUCCUAAACAAUCGGCAUCUCCUCCGGCGAUCUCUCCUUCUUCCAUCUCUGGUCCACCAUCUGAAGCACCGGGACCUGCUUCCACCGGUGCCGUUUUGAACAGAGUCUCUGUGGCUGCUGGAUCUGCGCUUCUGAUUUUCGUAGCUGCUUUAAUCAUGUAG
Molecule: messenger RNA, 348 nt
Organism: Lathyrus sativus (Indian pea)
Lineage: Eukaryota; Viridiplantae; Streptophyta; Magnoliopsida; Fabales; Fabaceae
Source: the annotation of a GenBank genome assembly